AUGAAAGGCGAACACUUUUCCCACAUGUGGAUGACUAACAAGGAAGUAUUACAUGUGCACAGAACAAAAUUUCACGUCAGACAGUCUAGAAAAAUUGAAUUUGAUAUCAAGUUGAUGAAGUUUUCUUCAUACAGUGAUUGGAAAAGGAGUAGCAAUAUAGGACAUCAUAAUAUGUAUUCAUGGUUUAGACUUACAAAGAUGAUUCUGCAAAACAGAACCAUCACAUCAUAA
Clunio marinus is the source of this 231-nucleotide messenger RNA. The record is from the annotation of a GenBank genome assembly. Lineage: Eukaryota; Metazoa; Arthropoda; Insecta; Diptera; Chironomidae.